AUGUGGGCGGAGAACGGCAACGCGGAGGAGGGCGACCCGGUGGCGCAGGCGUGGGGGACCCGUGUGAGGCGCAGGCGGACGGCGAGGUGGGUGGAGAAGGGUAACGCGGCGAGGCGGGCGCGGAGGAAGUGGGCGUGGAGGAGGCGGGCGCGGAAGAAGGCGAGGCGGCGACGAGUGACGCAAAGGGGGAGGGCGAGGACGUGGGCGAGACGAGGGCGGACGAGACGAGGGCGAGGCGGAGGCAGGCGACACGGAGGAGGCGACAUGGGCUGGAACGACGCGGAGGAGGGGGAGAUGAAGGUGGUGGGCAACGCGGCGGCGCAGAUGGCCAAGGGGUGGGCGGAGCAGGGCGAGGAGGAAGAGGGCAGCGAGGAGGAGGGCGACGCAAAGGCGGGUGGCGGGGGCGGGCGACGCGGAGGAGGAGAGCGACGGGAGGGUCGGGCGGACGUCCUCAGGCCUGUCAUGGCAUGGGUGGGCGUUGGGAGUGCAGGAGAACGGAGCGGAGAACUCACUAAAACAAAGGGCCGCGGUACAUCGCCGCGGCUCCCAUAUUCCAAUCUCCAUAUUGAGGACGUCCGCAUGGACGUCCUCGCGCGGUGUGUUUGUUGUGAGAGUGGCCGGGAAGGUGACUGA
This is a messenger RNA of Epithele typhae, 633 nucleotides long. RefSeq lists its product as uncharacterized. The record is from RefSeq and is a predicted model, not a curated record. The transcript has a single exon. Bases 1 to 633 code for a protein of 210 amino acids. Lineage: Eukaryota; Fungi; Basidiomycota; Agaricomycetes; Polyporales; Epitheliaceae.